AAUCUAUGUACUUGUAUAGGCCUAAAAUUUCUGUUAGUUGUUAUCGUGGAUUUUGAUUCGGGCCAACGUGUGCUGCUGCGAGUCUGUUGUCGCCGUGUGAUCAGCUAUAUGAUGUCAUUUGCGACUACCAUAACUUCAUAAUUAUGAUGACAACGAAGCAAGAUUGGAACUGGUCCUUACCUGCCGGCACUUCCGUCUGACUGAGUAUAUAGCCUAGCUUUCCCUUAGAUAUGCAUACUCCAUACAAUCCUCACUCAGCCUCAACUCAAAUUUCUCAAUCAUCGAACCAAAUAUUUUCAACCCGCGUUCCACAACUAUCACAAUGACUUCCGGAUCAAAUACUGGUGCUGGCCUUGGAGAAGCUAUAAAGAAAGGUGUUGGUCUCGUACAUGGCAGCGGUGAGGCUAUUCGUGGUAAUUUUAACGCUGCAGUAGACUCCGCGACGGGGGAUCGCGAGAGCGCCGCAAGGCAUCAGGCCAUUGCCAGCCACGGCGCCGAUGAGAUUGACCAUGGAUACCAUCAUCAACAAGGAACUGGCAUCGGACUGACUCCUGUCGACCAAGAUCACAACAAAAGAGCUGUUGGAGGUCCUACGACUGCUACUUCAACUAAUUACGGACCGCACGACUCAAACAUCGGCAACAAAGUUGACCCUCGCGUUGAUUCUCAUGGUCCUGGUCGAUACGCGUAGACAGUUACUCCGGUAGCACUAUUGAGCCUAUGAAUAUACCCUUUGCUAUUCGUUUUGUAACAAGAUUUUGAAGUUGAUCUUUGACAACAACCAGAGAUCUAGUGAUUUAUAUUAGUCGCUUCUACUGAUUCUAAUCAACUCGUUUUAC
This is a messenger RNA of Aaosphaeria arxii CBS 175.79, 839 nucleotides long. RefSeq lists its product as uncharacterized. The record is from RefSeq and is a predicted model, not a curated record. The transcript is spliced from 2 exons. Bases 323 to 691 code for a protein of 122 amino acids. Lineage: Eukaryota; Fungi; Ascomycota; Dothideomycetes; Pleosporales.